AUGUCGCCCACACAGACAGCUGCCCUGCCUCUAGACGGGAAAUUUGGUAUCGUCACCGGUGGAGCUCAAGGAAUCGGUGAGGCCAUAGCGCGCAACCUCGCUGCGAAGGGUUGUUCCCUGCUCAUCCCCUAUGAAUCUGAACCUUCACGGGAAAAGACGGAGAGACUGUGCAACUAUCUCUCAAAAGAGCACUCGAUUCGUUGUGUGAACGUCGAAGCAGAUCUCCUGAAGACAGAAGAUGCAGUGGAAAAGAUUGUAGCGGCAGCCAAACGGAACUUUACCAGACCGGAUGGGAAGUUCCAAAUUGAUAUCUUGAUAAAUAAUGCUGGAGUAUCCAAAGAUCGAUUUCUAAAUGACCCUGCAAAAGGUCCCAUGGAUCGCGACUACUUCAACUGGCACUAUGUGAUCAAUGUGCUAGCCCCUCUACUCCUGACACAAGCAUGCGCGCCAUACUUGCCCACGGACAAGUCAGGUCGCGUCGUCAGUACAUCCAGCGUCUCCUCGACCAUUGGAUUCAAGGGCCAAGCCGUCUACGGCGGUACGAAGGCAGCAGUGGAGGCGAUGACGCGAACAUGGGCGCGGGAACUGGCAGACCGAGCCACUGUUAAUGCUAUCAAUCCAGGUCCCGUCUGCAGUGAUAUGUAUUUCCAGGUGGGAGACGAGUUCUUCAAGCAAAUGCAGGGAUGGCAGGAUCAUACGCCUCUUUCCCGGGUGGUAGACUACGAGAAGGAACUGGCAGGUCUAACGGAGGAACAAGCCAAGAUGGUCAAGGAGAAGAUGGGCGGAUGCAGACCGGGUUUCCCCAGUGAGGUUGCUGGGAUCGUGGGAAUGCUUUGUACACCCGAUGCGGCCUGGUGUACUGGCAGUGUGGUGUGUGCGAACGGCGGAAUGAGGAUGAGUUUUUGA
This is a messenger RNA of Paecilomyces variotii, 906 nucleotides long. RefSeq names its product 3-oxoacyl-reductase. The transcript is spliced from 2 exons. Gene Ontology annotation, molecular function: oxidoreductase activity, acting on the CH-OH group of donors, NAD or NADP as acceptor. The record is from RefSeq and is a predicted model, not a curated record. Lineage: Eukaryota; Fungi; Ascomycota; Eurotiomycetes; Eurotiales; Thermoascaceae. The coding region runs from base 1 to 906 and encodes 301 amino acids.